Molecule: messenger RNA, 933 nt
Organism: Dentiscutata erythropus
Lineage: Eukaryota; Fungi; Glomeromycota; Glomeromycetes; Diversisporales; Gigasporaceae
Source: the annotation of a GenBank genome assembly
AUGUUUAUUAAUAAUACCUAUUUUUUCAUAUUUACUUAUAAAUUAGAAUAUAAGGCACCUUACGCAGACUCUGCUACUUGUUUAGCUCAACUUACUGUGAAUGCAACAAACAGAUUUAUAUCUUCAUCCGCAAAUAAUCAAUCUAAUUACUUUGAAAUUUUGUUACAAGAGAUUUCUGUAAAAAUACCAAUCAGUCGUAACCGUCUAGCCACAGAUGAACAUUUUCAGUAUGUUCAGAGCAUAUCUGGCACAAAUCUUCAAUUUUCUAUUCAGAUAAUGAACAUAGUAUUAUAUGGCAUUUCUCAAUUUGCCAAGAGUGAUGACGAACUGAGUGCAAAUAAUAGCAUUGCGGUUAACAAUGGGCUAAGAUUUCUUAAUGGAGUUACCGGUGGAUUUUUCAUUAUCUCUCACUCGUAUUUUUUCACUCACUUUUCUUUUGAUGAUGUUAAUAGUAAACCGGAAUUCAGUUUAACAAGUAAAAUCAUCUGGGCUGUUCCAAUAUUUAUAAAUGCGGUUGUGUUUAUAUGUAUUAAAUGCAAGAAAGGAUUUAUUAAAAAUUUCAGACCAGAACAAUAUAUAUUUUUGAUUUUAGCAUUAUAUGACAGUGAUACUUUAUUAAUUAUAAACAAAGUUGAAAGCAUAUUUAAAAAGGAGUUUCAGCUGACAGCUAAGAUUUUGGCGUUUGCUGAUCUUAUUAUUAAAAAUGUUCCAUUAAUAAUUCUUCAGAUUAUUUAUUUCAAAUCAAUUGUAACAUAUAGCAUUGUUCCAUUAUUUGUACUUGUUACAACUAUUUUUAAGAUUAUUCUUGGUAUUAUUCGAUCUAUAAUUGAAAUAUUUGCAGUAAGAUAUAGUGAAGAAAGAAAUCAAAGUACGUUUCAAGAAAACAAGAAUAAGAAAGAUAAAAAUACUCAAAUACAAUUUGAAAAAAUUUAA